AUGUCCUCCCUCGUUAUCUUUGGCGCGGACGGGCGUAUUGGCGGGCAGCUCGUGCCCGCUGCCGUUGGCUCCUUCUUCGUGCACGCGGUGACCAAGACGAAGUCUCAGAACGAUGAGAUGCUGAAAGAGCUCGGCGCGACGCCGCACGUGCUCGACCUAACCACGGCGAGCGUGGACGACAUCGUCAAGCUGUUCAAGGAGACCAAGGCCGAGGCGGUCGUAAACUGUGCGUCGGCGGACGACGUGCGCGACGCCAAAUCCGUCAAGGCGGUCGACUACGAGGGCGGCCUGAAGGUGAUCCAGGCUGCUGAGAAGGCGGGUGUGCCCCGUUUCCUCACCGUGAGCUCCAUGGGCGUGCAUGAUCCCGACAAGAUGCCGGGGUACUACUCCAAUGUCUCGUGCCUCGCUAGCAAGAUCAUGUGGCAGAGCGACAGCGCCAUGCGGCCCUUCCUUGAGGCCAAGUGGCAGCUCGAGAGCGCGCUGCACAAGACAAAGCUCAAGUUUACGGUUUUACGCCCGGGCACGCUCUUCGAUAACUACGAGACUGGGUGUCGCAUGGGCGCCCUCAAUCUCGUCCGCGAUGGGUCGACCGUGAGCCCGCCCAGCCUCGAACGCGUCCUCGACGCUAUGCCCCCGACGUCGCGCGAGCUCGUCGCCCAGACACUCUACGCCUGCCUUAGGAAUGAGGACUCGGCCGGCCUCACCCUCGACGUCGUCAAUGGCCAUGGCGAGAUUAGCGAGGAACUCAGCAUCAUGACCGCCUCCAAGACGGAUGUGUGGAAGGAGGACCAGAAGACGCGCGACUGGGACGAGGCCACAGCCAAGAAGGAGAGCGAGGACAAUGCCGAGCAGCAGAAGAAGGAGCACCCCGGACCCAAGAUUGUCUGUUUGUAA
Messenger RNA from Trichosporon asahii var. asahii CBS 2479, 894 nucleotides. RefSeq lists its product as uncharacterized. NCBI's taxonomy places the organism in Eukaryota, Fungi, Basidiomycota, Tremellomycetes, Trichosporonales, Trichosporonaceae. Bases 1 to 894 code for a protein of 297 amino acids. The transcript is spliced from 2 exons. The record is from RefSeq and is a predicted model, not a curated record.